ACAAAAUACGCAAGAAACCUGUAAGCAGCUCAAAGGAAAAGGUUACGCUUCAGUUCAAAAUCAAAUAUGAAGCUAACUCUGCAGCGUUAUUCCUGGCUUGUCGCACUGCAACUUGCGCUGCUGGCAGCUGAUUUGCUUUUCAACGCUUUUGGGUCAUGGAUAUCGCGGAAUAAGCUCCAAACUGCCAUAUUUUGUUUUGUCAUUCAAGACGCCUUCAUUAUUGUUGAGUACCUAUUAUUCACAUUGGCGCUACAUUCGACUUGCGUUUAUCAAGUGGGCGCCUCCCACAUUAUCCUGCGCAAUUGCAAGCUAUUUCUGUUUUGCAUCACCUUCUAUUUUCUGCUGUCCGCCUCGCAGCACUCUUGGAUUGUCUAUCAGUAUCGAUUAUCGGCAUCGGAAACGGCUCAGCAAUGGCCUUUGGCGCUCUACGCCUUGGCGGUUAUUCAGCGCAUGAUGUCGGUUUUCUACUAUUACACAUCAAAGUCAACAGCUUUGAUUAUGGCCGAUCCGCGCUACAAAGAGGAGCAUCUCGAUUGGAUAGCCGAGCAAUUGGGUGAUAAGUAAAGAGUUCGUGAAAAAGGAGGAUUGUACAGAAAUAUACAUGUUUAUUUUAGCUAGGAGGAGCAUAUUGUUAAUAUUAAAAUGUAUAGUUCAAGUACAAUUAAUAAAUGUACAAAGCACAAAUCAAAUAUGGAAUGACCCGUUUUCUUAAUUCGCACAAUCGAGUUAAAAUAUAGCUACUAAU
Molecule: messenger RNA, 745 nt
Organism: Drosophila grimshawi
Lineage: Eukaryota; Metazoa; Arthropoda; Insecta; Diptera; Drosophilidae
Product: transmembrane protein 138
Exons: 3
Coding region: 67-564 (165 amino acids)
Cellular component (GO): cilium
Source: RefSeq, a predicted model, not a curated record